AUGGAUGUGGGGAAGGUGUCACCAAGGGAUGUAAAGAAGGUGUCAUCAAGGGAUGUGUCAUUAGGUGAUGUAGGGAAGGUGUCACCAAGGGAUGUGGGGAAGGUGUCACCAAGGGAUGUAAGGAAGGUGUCACCAAGGGAUGUGGGGAAGGUGUCACCAAGAAAUGUGGGGAAGGUGUCACCAAGGGAUGUGAGUGUCACCACGGGAUGUGGGGAAGGUGUCACCAAGGGAUGUAAGGAAGGUGUAACCAAGGGAUGUAAGGAAGGUGUCAUCAAGGGAUGUGUCAUCAAGGGAUGUGGGAAAGGUGUCAACAAGGGAUGUGGGGAAGGUGUCAUCAAAGAUGUGGGGAAGGUGUCACCAAGGGAUGUGGGGAAGGUGUCACCAAGGGAUGUGGGGAAGGUGUCAUUAAGGGAUGUGGGGAAGGUGUUACCAAGGGAUGUAAGGAAGGUGUCAUUAAGGGAUGUGGGGAAAGUGUUACCAAGGGAUGUAAGGAAGGUGUCAUCAAGGGAUAAGGAACUGGUCGGUGAGGGCUGGAAUGGAGUUCAGGACAAGACGGAGUUAAUCGGUGAGGGCCGAAGUGGUUUUCAAGACAAGAAGGAACUGGUCGGUGAGGGCUGGAAUGGAGUUCAGGACAAGACGGAGUUAAUCUGUGAGGGCCGAAGUGGUUUUCAAGACCAGAAGGAAGUGGUCGGUGAGGGCUGGAAUGGAGUUCAGGACAAGACGACGUGCGCUUUACUUUCAGCUGAGACGCAGACAUGCGCCAUUAUACGCUGCGGGGACAAAGAGUCCAAACGACACGAAUGCCGGCCUGGACUCGGAAGUGUGGCUGUCUUCUCGAUGUCACUGAUGAGGGAUCUGUCCCAGGGUGCAUGUCAACAGGAUGUGACGUACGGUCCAACGUCUCAUGGUGCUGUCUGGGUUGACAAAGGGUGUGAUGGUCAGUUUCAAGUCUGUUACGCCACCACAGGAGAAGGACUCAACUGUGACAAAGGGUGUGGGGUAAAUGCUGUAUGUGUUGAGGGAAAGUGUCACUGCAGCAAGGGUUUCUAUGGUAACCCGUACGUCAAGUGUGAAGAUGUGUGCACGUGCGCUGCCUACGGGGACCCCCACUUGCGGUUAUACGACAAACAAAAGAUAACUGUAAACGGUCCUUGUCGAUACACCCUAACAAAAUACGGAAACGAGAGCGACAAAUGUGCCUUUAAUAUCGAGCUCAAAAACGAGCAGAGGGGUACCAGGAAGAACGUGGCCUACACGCGAUCUGUGCACGUGAUGGUUAACGGGUUCGUUAUUGACCUCAUAAAGGACAAAGAAGUACUUAUAAAUGGCGUCGCACAGUUCUUUCCUGUUAGUGUGACGUCAGACACGCAUGGGGAAAUCGACAUUUACAAUACCGGGCAGUACGCCAGACUGGUAACCGGAUGUGGCCUGUCACUUUCCUGGAAUGGUAGAUCGGAAGUUUUCGUGACAGUUCCGAAGAGAUACGGAAAUGAUCUAAACGGCCUGUGCGGAAACUGUAAUGGAAAACGGGACGAUUAUAGAACGAAGAAUGGGACGGACGUGUCCGGUGUAAGGACUAAAGGCAGGGAGAUAGCAGAGAGUUACCUUGUCAAAGACCUGUCUGAUGACGCGGCUAAGGAAUGUGCAGUUGGAGAAACGGAGGACCCAUGUAGUGGAGACAUGGAACUUUUAGUACAGGAACCAGUGUACUGUGGGUUACUGUUUCCGGCUCGUCAGGCAUCCAGUCCGUUCCAAGAGUGUAUUAGCACCAUUCCGGAAAUUAUUCUUGACAUGUAUUCGUCAUGUCGCUUCGACGUGUGCACAUAUUUCCAUGACGAACACCGCGUAAAAGAAGUUGUCUGCCAGGCCAUGGACAGCAUGGCAGCUGAGUGUGAGGAGAGGGGAUAUAUGGUAAAAUGGAGGACGGAGUCAUUUUGUCCUCCUAAAUGUCCGGAGAACAUGCGAUACAGCACCGAGAUAAGUGGAUGUCCAGCCACCUGCCUUGACCCUCAUCGUGCCCAGACCACUUGUUCCCAGCCCCUGUCGGCCGGAUGUGAGUGUCUACCUGGAUACCUGCUUAGUGGCCUUGCCUGUGUUCCAAUGACAGACUGUGGCUGCAAGUCUGAAGUCGGAUAUCUUCCUCUUUGGAAAUCGUCGCUGUCGUUGGACUGUCAGACGAUGCUAACAUGUGUUGAAACGAAUGGGAAACCAACCCUGCAAAAGAAAACUGUCACAUUACAAUGUCACGAGUACGCCGCGUGCGGGCUGCAGUCAGGACGUCCUAAUUGCGCCUGUUUGGACGGAUACUUUGGAGACGGCAUAACUUCUUGUGAACCCUUAUGUAACGGAACAAAAUGUGGUCUGCACGCUCGUUGCCUGGAUAUGCGUUGUCGCUGUGGAAACGGUUACCAUGGAAAUCCUUACGUCAACUGUGAACCAAUCGGGACAUGUGGAGGUGAGAGUUGCUCUGAAAACGCUGAUUGCAUCAACUACAACUGUGUGUGUCGGCAGGGCUAUGUCGGGGAUGGAUACGACGAGUGUAAAAGUCUGUGUAAUAGACGGAGGUGUGCUGACAAUGCCCAAUGUGUAGACGAUAACUGUAGAUGUAUACCUGGUUACCAUGGUAACGGCUACAUUCAUUGUGAACCCGCUGCUGUGUGUGAUGGCCGGACCUGUGUCGCGGAUGCUGAGUGUGUUAACUACAAGUGUGUAUGUCAGCGUGGUUACUAUGGUGAUGGGUACCACGCCUGUAUUGCUCUUUGUGACGGCAUGCGAUGCUGUUCCAACGCAUCCUGUCAGGAUGACAGAUGUGUCUGUCUUCCGGGAUUCCAUGGAAACGGAUAUAUAAAGUGUGAACCUGAUGGUAAGUGCGAUGAUGCUAUAUGUGCAAAGGGUGCCACUUGCGUUAACUCCAUCUGUAGGUGUGGUGCUGGAUACCAUGGAGAUCCGUAUGUAGUGUGUAAAGCCCUGUGUAAUGGAAGGAGAUGUGCACAAAGAGCUUCUUGUAUCGACGGCGAGUGUAGAUGUGAUGACGGUUUCCAUGGAGACGGUGACGUCAAAUGCGAACCAUUACGAGUUUGUGAUGGACGUAAGUGUGGCGCGAACGCGGUAUGUGUGAACUACCAGUGUACAUGUACUCGCGGAUUCUAUGGAGACCCCUACAUGCAAUGCACACCUCUGUGUAAAGGGAGACAAUGUGUACAGAACGCGUAUUGCUACAGAGAGGAGUGUGUGUGUACAGAAGGUUACCAUGGUAACGGAUAUCUGAAAUGUGAAGCAACGUCACUAUGUGGAGGGAAGAUGUGUUCCCCUGACGCCAAGUGUCUCAACUAUCAGUGUGUGUGUAGAGACGGCUUUGUAGGAGACGGGUACAGCCAUUGUGAAGAACUAUGCAGUAACAGAAGAUGUGCAAAGUUUGCAACAUGUAAAGAUGGAAAAUGCAGGUGUAUGGAAGGUUUCCAUGGCAACGGAUACCUGCAAUGUUACUCCCUGGACUUCUGCGAUGGUCGCCAUUGUUGUGAGCAUGCCACUUGUCUAUACGGGAAAUGUGUGUGUUCACCUGGGUAUGUUGGAGAUGGAUAUGUCUCCUGUAAAUCCCUUUGUGGAGGAGAGCGAUGUGGUGGUAACGCCGAAUGUCAAAACGGCAAAUGUGUGUGUUACGACGGGUUUCAUGGUACACCCACCAUACGCUGUGAACCUGUUUACACAUGCGGCGGGAAGACUUGUGUGACUAAUGCCGUCUGUAUCAACUACGCAUGUCAGUGUCAGACAGGAUUCAUUGGUAAUGGCUACUUGGAGUGUAAGAAACUUUGUGGCGAAAGGAUUUGUUCCCAACAUGCUCAAUGUUUGAACGACGAAUGCGUGUGUACUGCAGGUUUCCAUGGAAAUGGAUACAACAAAUGUGAAGCCUUGGGCAUUUGUGGCGGAACCAACUGUGUUCAGAAUGCCCACUGUUUCGACUACGCAUGUGUCUGUGACCAGGGUUAUAUCGGCGAUGGCUAUAGCAAGUGCGAACCUGUGUGUGAUUUCCGACGCUGUGCAGAAUACGCUUACUGUGAUGCUAAUGAGUGUGUCUGUCAGAACGGGUACCAGGGUAAUCCCUACAUCAGAUGUGAACCUGCCAGUGUUUGUGACGGAAGAACAUGUGCCUCAUUUGCUAAAUGUAUCAACUACGAAUGUAAAUGUAACCAUGGCUAUAUCGGAGAUCCCUACAACAAGUGUGAACCUCUAUGUGGUGGACAAACUUGUGCGAAUUAUGCUGUGUGUAAGGAUAACAAAUGUGUGUGCAGUUUUGGUUACCAAGGAAACGGUUUGAUCUUGUGUGAACCGCCAUACUUAUGCGGAAGGAAAAUCUGCACAGAGUUUGCAGAGUGCAUCAAUUAUGUGUGUAAAUGUAAAAAAGGAUUUCAUGGAAAUGGUUACAAUAAAUGUAAACGAUUGUGUGAUGGACGCUCGUGUGUAGAUCACUCUUCUUGUAUAGACGGAAAGUGUGAAUGUGACACGGGAUACAGUGGCGACGCCUACAUACAAUGUGAAGAAUCAGGAAGUUGUGGUGGGAAGACUUGUACAGAGAAUGCAUCCUGUAAGAACUACCACUGUUUGUGUGACCCUGAUUACUACGGGGACGGUUACACUCGCUGUUUACGCAUCUGUAAGGGUAUACCAUGCGUCGACCACGCAGAGUGUACAGAAAGUGGUUGUAAAUGCACACAAGGUUACCAUGGAGACGGAUACAUCAAAUGUGAACCUAAUGGGUUCUGUAAUGGAGAUCGAUGUGCUGAAUACGCUGAGUGCCAGAACUACAGGUGUAAGUGUCGGCCUGGGUACAGUGGAGAUGGCAAUACAAAAUGUACAGAGCUCUGUAACGACCGGCUAUGUGUUGCUAACUCCAUUUGUGUGGACAACAAGUGUCAGUGUGCCGAAGGAUUUCACGGAAACGGACACGUAUUGUGUGAACCGACUACUGUGUGUGGUGGUAAGGAAUGUUCUGUGAACGCGGAGUGUGUGAACUUCCAAUGUCAGUGUCAACAAGGAUAUGUUGGGGACGGUAUCAAGAAAUGUAAAGCCCUUUGUGGGACAAUCAAGUGUGUGGAGUUUGCAUCCUGCAUCGACGACAAAUGUGUGUGUGACAAGGGCUAUCACGGAGACGGCAAUACUAGAUGUGAAGUGGACGGAUUUUGUGACGGAAAAACGUGCGCGGCAUUUGCGCAUUGUGUUAACUUCCAGUGCGUUUGUAUGACGGGUUAUCGGGGUGACGGGUACGAUGAGUGUGACGAAAUAUGUGGUGGACAGAUAUGUACUGACAACGCUGAAUGUCACGACGGCAAAUGCACGUGCAUUUCCGGAUACCAUGGUGAUGGAUAUAUCCGUUGUGAAGUUAAUGGUAUAUGCGGGGGUCAGAGAUGUGUGGCAAAUUCAGAAUGCACCAACUUCCAGUGCGUUUGUAAGGAAGGGUUCGUCGGAAACGGCCGAACUUUCUGUGAACCUCUUUGCAAAGGCAGAAAAUGCACUUCGUUUGCAUACUGUUCCCAAGGGAGUUGCAUGUGUAAGGAAGGUUACCAUGGAAAUGGUUACCAGAAAUGUGAAUCUGUGGAGUAUUGCGGCGGGAAACAGUGUGCUGCCAAUGCCGAAUGUUCUAACUAUGUGUGUCGUUGUAAACAAGGAUAUAUCGGAGAUGGGACCACGAAGUGCGAAGAACUUUGUGGCGGACGCAAAUGUGUAGACCAUGCAGAGUGCAGACAAGACACAUGUUUCUGCGAAGAGGGCUACCAUGGAAAUGGAUUUUUCAAAUGUGAACCUGAAGGCAUUUGUAACGGCCUACCAUGUGCCCCCAAUGCCUACUGCAAUAACUACAUGUGUUUGUGUGAAAGGGGAUACUUUGGAAAUGGAUAUAAAAAAUGUAAUCCCUUCUGUAACGGACGUUUAUGUGUGGAAAAUGCUGAUUGUGCCAAUGGAACUUGUACCUGUCACCAAGGUUACCAUGGCAAUGGAUACUUAAAGUGUGAACCCCUUGGUUUGUGUGGAGGUCGGAAGUGUGCGGAUUACGGAACGUGUGAGAACUUCCGGUGUGGUUGUAGACACGGUUACUAUGGGGACGGCUACAACUUCUGUGAUCCUAAAGGAUACUGUAGAGGAAGGAAAUGUGCUGAAAAUGCUGUCUGUGAUGACGGACGGUGUGUUUGUAAGGGUGGUUACUAUGGUGACGGUGAAGUGGAAUGUAAAAGAAGAUGUGUAUGUACUGCAUCUGGGGACCCUCACGUGCGAACGCACGACGGAGAGAGCAUCGAUGUUACUAAUGCAUGCCGAUAUAUUCUCACUAAGUCAACCAUAGCAUCCGACGCAUGCGCAUUCACUGUGAAAAUAAACAACAGUCACGAGGGAUUGAAUUCGUCUACGUGGGUGAAAUCGGUUGAUAUACAGAUCUAUGACACCAAGCUCAGUUUGGGAAGUGAUUACAAGUUUUAUGUGAAUGGCUAUCUUCGUUAUACGCCGAAUUUCGUGGCUGACGGGAAUGUUAGGAUAUACAUGUCAGGUCAGUGGCUGGUAGUAUGGACAAAGUGUGGCCUUGUUGUUUGGUGGGAUGGACACGGUGCCGUUGUGGUGCGGGUGCCGUCACGAUACCACGGAGAACUUAAGGGUUUAUGUGGCAACUGUAACGGUGUGGGGCAAGAUGACUUCACUACUGCAGACGGCAAGAACGUGGCAGACCACCCAGCGGAAAAGAGAGACAUGCUUAUAGCCGGUAGCUACAUAGUUCAAGAGGCAAUUCGACCUGAAAAUAAUCAAAGAAAAUGCUUGAUCUCGGUUCCAACAAUUUUGUGUAGUGAGGAGAGAAAAUUAACAGCUUCCAAACCAGAUAUGUGUGGACUGCUGGAUUUAUCUAGGGUAGAAAGCCCGUUCCGGAAGUGCAUGGAUUUUUACCCAUACUUAGCGCGACGUGUAUACCAAGCGUGUGUUCGAGAUGUUUGUAGAUACUUUGAAUUUCAAAUCAAGUUGGAACAGAUCAUCAGAGCCUAUAUGGCGGAAUUCGCCCUGGAAUGUAGCCAGAGAGGGUUUACCAUACGAUACAGAACAUCAACAUUUUGUUCUAUUAAGUGCAAGGAAAAUAUGAGGUACUCGGACACAGUCAGUGGAUGUCCCGCAACGUGCAUGCAUCCUAAUCAGACCUGUGAUCUUCCGACCUCUGAUGGGUGCGAGUGUCAGCCCGGGUACGUCCUGGAUGGAGACAAAUGCGUCAAACCUGAGAUGUGUGGUUGUGUUUGUCCAAUCGAAACCUAUGUACCUAUUGGCGGUACGUUUGUGACGGAGGAUUGCAGUGAGAAGAUGACAUGUAAACAUAUCAAUGGACUGGCUCGUUUCAGACGGACAGAGAUAGAUAUUGAGUGUCACACUCAUGGCAUGUGUGGUCUGUUGGACGGGGUCCCUACCUGUGUAUGCAUGCCCGGUUAUCAUGGAGACGGCAGACAGUCGUGUGUUGAAAGGUGA
Molecule: messenger RNA, 7485 nt
Organism: Ylistrum balloti
Lineage: Eukaryota; Metazoa; Mollusca; Bivalvia; Pectinida; Pectinidae
Product: zonadhesin-like
Exons: 53
Coding region: 1-7485 (2494 amino acids)
Cellular component (GO): extracellular matrix
Source: RefSeq, a predicted model, not a curated record